AUGCAACCCCCCUGUGAACAUGAAGACACAAGCCUGCUGCUCCAGCCACUGUUGGAGGGACAGAGUUAUGGAGCUGCUGCAGCAGAUGGGACCCAGUGUCCAUCAGUGGCUGUGCCAAGGAACAGCCCAGCAAAGAGGGAUUGCCUGGUAGUUGCCGUGCUGUGCUUUGGGAAUUUGAUAAAUUUCAUUGAUUGGUUCAUUGUGCCAGGGAUCCUGCUGGAUAUACAGAAAUACUUUGGGCUCAGUGAUGGGAAGACAGGUCUACUGCAGACAGUUUUCACCUUGUGUUACAUGCUGGCUGCCCCCAUCUUUGGAUACCUUGGAGAUCGCUACAACAGGAAGAUCAUCCUUGGAGCUGGGAUUUUCUUCUGGUCUGGCGUGACCUUGGGGAGCUCAUUCAUCACUCAGUCACAUUACAGGAUAUUUGUUCUUUCACGAGGACUGGUUGGCAUUGGCUCUGCCAGUUACUCCACUAUAGCACCCACCAUCAUUGCAGACCUGUUUGAGGAAGGAAAAAGGACCACAGUGUUAUCUAUCUUCUACAUCUUCAUUCCAGUGGGCAGUGGCUGUGGUUAUAUGCUGGCAGCUGGCAUGGCAAAAAGCACAGGUGACUGGCACUGGGCAUUCAGGGUAACUCCUUGCAUGGGAGGACUGGCUCUGCUUCUCCUGAUUUUACUGGUCCCUCACAAGAUCCAGAGAAAGACAGCAGCACACAGAGCACUGAGCAUCUCUGGCAUGAUAGGAGGAGCAGAUGAGAAGCCAGAUGUAUACAGAGCUACCAGGACUAGCUGGUGCCAAGAUGUGGCAUCACUUGUGAAGAACUGUAGUUUUGUCUGUUCCUCACUGGGUCUGACUGCCAUGGCCUUUGUCACUGGAGCCCUGGGAAUGUGGAUGCCGCUGUUUCUGUACAGAGCUCAGGUUGUCCAGGGCCUUGUCCCACCAUGCCUCCAGGACUCCUGCAAUUCAUCUAACAGCCUAAUAUUUGGAGGCAUCACCAUUGGGACAGGAAUCUUGGGUAUUAUUGCUGGGGCAGAAGCUGCAAGACAUUUAAGGAAGAUAAACAACAAAGCUGAUCCUCUCAUCUGUGCCACAAGCAUGUUCAUUUCUGCCCUGUGCCUCUACAUAGCUCUGAUGGUGGCCCAGACAAACAUCCUUUCCACUUUUAUUUUUAUUGCAUUUGGAGAACUGUUUUUGUCUGUAAACUGGGCUGUUGUGACAGACAUACUGCUGUACGUGGUGGCACCGAGGCGACAAUCCACAGCCAUUGCCCUGCAGAUUUUGGUGAGCCAUUUGCUGGGAGAUGCAGGCAGCCCAUACCUCAUUGGAGCUAUCUCCAAUGCCAUCCAGACCAGAAACGUGCCCUCGCUGCAGUGGAGUUUCAGGAGCAUGCAGUACAGCUUUGUCACCUGUGCCUUUGUGGGGGCCUUUGGAGGAGGAUUUUUCCUCCUGACAUCUUUCUACGUCGAGGAAGAUCGGAAAGAAGCACAGAGGCUCUGA
Molecule: messenger RNA, 1497 nt
Organism: Camarhynchus parvulus
Lineage: Eukaryota; Metazoa; Chordata; Aves; Passeriformes; Thraupidae
Product: protein spinster homolog 3-like
Exons: 11
Coding region: 1-1497 (498 amino acids)
Biological process (GO): transmembrane transport
Cellular component (GO): membrane
Molecular function (GO): transmembrane transporter activity
Source: RefSeq, a predicted model, not a curated record